Molecule: messenger RNA, 2369 nt
Organism: Rubroshorea leprosula
Lineage: Eukaryota; Viridiplantae; Streptophyta; Magnoliopsida; Malvales; Dipterocarpaceae
Source: the annotation of a GenBank genome assembly
CUUGUGUAAGUUCAACGAGUUUCUCUGCAGCACAACGUUUGGGUUUUGAAGAACAGAGCAUAAGGUCAUCACUUUGCACAUCAUUCAAAAGGUAAAAAUGGAUUUCUUUAGAGAAUUGAGAGAGCUACGGGGUAACCAGGGUGGGGAGGAAGAAGAGGGGGUGAUUGCCGCGGAACCUAUCGUGAUGAUAGUACCAUCGUGUCUGCAGGAUUUGCCGGAGACAAUGACGCCAGAGAGCAGCGCCGGUUCAAGCGCCGGAGAUAAUGGUGACGGCCACCACGCUUCACCGUCCAGCAGCUCGCCUUCUGGGGAUUCGUCAAAUCAUGAGAAAGAGCCGGAGAACGUAGGUGGUAACGAACAGGGUCUGCCCGCGGCUGGAGAAUGGGAGAAUAAGGGCGGCGCUUCAUCACGAAGUAGCGGACAACGCGCCCUUAAUAAGUGGGUACAAGAGGCUGGAGGAGAUGAUAAGGGAAUACCAAAUCCCCAGGACAAUAUUGGUGCGAACUGGUGGGCAGAACGAGAGGGCUUGCUCGGUAUUGCAGACGGGCUGGAUACCUGUGUAUGCAGAUCAUUUCGACGCUGGUCUGCGAUUUCCCUUGCCCGGACUGGUAUUCGACCUGCUUGCAGACUACGAGCUGCCUUUGACGCAGCUGACGCCCAACAGCAUCAGGUUCAUCGUGGGCUUUAUGCUGUUGUGUGCGAGACUAGAGGUACCAGCCAAGGCGAUAGUGUUCAGGUCGCUGUUCCAGUGCCGGUUGUGUCCGACGCAAAAGGAGAGAAGUGGUACUACCUCUCUAGGAGGGACAAGAGCCAGCUCUUCAAAAACGUAAGGAAUAAAGUGGCGCGGUGGAAAAUGCAGUUCAUUUUCUUUCGCGACACGCGAACAGAGAGGGUAAGCAAUGACCUCACUGCCCGACUAGCGGAAUGGCGUACGCCAAAUGCGCACGUGAAUUAUCCCCAACUGCUGCCACGGGACACGGACCUCAAGAAACGACUGAGAAAUGAGCAGCAUUCUCGAACGCCAACGUCUACGAGCACAGAGCUCCCGCGACCGCGGGCCGAGCAGCACCACAUAGAGACAGACGCGGUCAGACGAGCGACCGCUAGCCGCGCCUCAAUCGCGCAGCUCGUCCCAUCGAGGGUGGCCCGUCCUGCAACCGUGCGUUCACCCAACGCACCAUCAGUGAUUGCGCGGGAUGCAAUAGAGCCCGGCUCUGCAUCGGCUUCGAUGUUGGGCCCCAGGAUUGCUUAUCCUGAGGGCUUCAGUUAUGUGCGGGCGGAGUGCCAGCCCGCCAUGGUGCAAGCCAUGCACAGUUUUGUGCCCCCAGCGGAUAGUCGGCGGGCAAAAGCUUUUGUACUUACAAUUGUUGCUGUUUGGCAGGCAUUCAGCUACGCUAUAGCGCUCUACGAGAGUGAGCAGGAGGCUCGUUCACAGAACGGCGAGCUCGGUUCAAAAUGCAAACAGCUGGCUGCUGAGAAGGCUAGCCUUGUGGACGAUCUCAGGGAGGAGUUGGAGCACGCUCGAGCUGAAAAAGAGAGCAGAAUCCAGGUGGCGAAGGACGAGGCCGCCAGGAUUGAGGAACGGGCGAAGAAGGCUGAGGCCGAUAGGGACCGUGCUCAGCACGAGCUGAGCUCCCUUAGGCACCAGGUCGCCGAGGUGGACCGGAACCUUACUGCUACCGGGGAGGCGCUGAACGAGCUGAAGACUUCCCAUGCACGCUCUGUCAGCAUUGCCCGGGCUCAAGGGGCGGAAUGGUUCGUGGGUUCGGCUACGUUUCAGGACGCCGUGGCGGUGGCGUCUGCAAAUGUAACCAUGGAGAUCUACAACGAGAUCCGUGGAAAGGUGCUGCAACACUGCCCGGACUUCCCGAUUGGCGAACUGGUGUUCGUUGACGGGGAGGACCUGAACAAGCAGAAGAAGAGUCUUGCUCCCCUUGUCGACGCCACGGAUCCAACAGGGCUACCCUCCUUUGACGCAUGGGUAGAGGGUGCUCCUGUAGCUGAGCAGGAACCUUCAAGCACCCCACCCAACUCUCAGCCUGCUGUGGUGCCAGCUAGCUCGCCCGUCAGCGCACCAGCCUCUGAGCCCGCAGAUCGGUCUACUCCAGCUCGCUCUCCUGCAGCUGCUGCUGAUGCAUCUAUGCCCGUCGAUCUGACGGAUGACUAGAUUUAGGGUUUUUCUUUUGAUCUUUUGUAUUUCGCUUUUGCAUUUUUGUAUUUGAUCAAUGGAUUCAUAUCAUAUGUACCUUCAAUGUAAACAUCUUUGAUGAAAUACAAAAAUGAGUUUUCCUUUGAAUUUUUGUUGUAUUUUUGGUAUAUCAUUGUUUACAACUGUCGAAUAACAACUUGAAUAAAAGAAUAGUAUACAG